This is a messenger RNA of Myotis brandtii (Brandt's bat), 705 nucleotides long. RefSeq names its product interferon-induced transmembrane protein 3. The coding region runs from base 183 to 587 and encodes 134 amino acids. Gene Ontology annotation, cellular component: plasma membrane. The record is from RefSeq and is a predicted model, not a curated record. The transcript is spliced from 2 exons. NCBI's taxonomy places the organism in Eukaryota, Metazoa, Chordata, Mammalia, Chiroptera, Vespertilionidae. Gene Ontology annotation, biological process: negative regulation of viral genome replication; response to interferon-alpha; response to type II interferon.
UAGGAACCAGCCAAGUCACCCGUGUUGAAAACCCCAGGAAACGGGCACUUCUGAGAAGUCAGACUCCCCCGGGAAGGCGGGGCCGGCGCAGCCCCAGCAGCUGCAGCCACACGGCUCAGGCCUCUGCCUCAGGACGCGUCCACCUUCUUCACCUGGGACCCCACCUGCUCCCCAAACCGGAGAUGUUCAAGGAGGAAUACGAGGUGAACAACCUGGGGUCUCCCCAGAACCCAGGGCCGGAGAUGUUCAAGGAGGAACACAAGGUGUCUGUGCUGGGGGCUCCCCAGAACUCAGGGCCCGUGAUGUCCACCGUGGUCCACGUCCAGGAUGAGCCCGGGGUGCCCGACCACAUCGUCUGGUCCCUGUUCAACACCCUCUACUUCAACAUAUGCUGCCUGGGCUUCGUGGCGUUCGCCUACUCCGUGAAGUCUAGGGACCGGAAGAUGGUGGGAGACGUGAUUGGGGCCCAGAGCCAUGCGGCCACCGCCAAGUGCCUGAACAUCUGGGCGCUGACCGUUGGCCUUGCUGUGUUGGUCAUUUUCUUCAUUCGUUUCAUCAUUAUACCUGCUUCGUACAAUUCCCUGUAAAUGUGACGCCAGAGUUAGGGAGGCCACUGGUACUCGCCCGGAGCGGACACUGUCGCGUGUUCCCGGCUGUGUCUAUGCCCGUGUCUACGAUGGAGCUCAAUAAAGCGGGUGUAGGUGA